Messenger RNA from Epinephelus fuscoguttatus (brown-marbled grouper), 1332 nucleotides. RefSeq names its product fat storage-inducing transmembrane protein 1. The record is from RefSeq and is a predicted model, not a curated record. Gene Ontology annotation, biological process: phospholipid biosynthetic process; lipid droplet organization; lipid storage. The coding region runs from base 150 to 1148 and encodes 332 amino acids. The transcript is spliced from 2 exons. Lineage: Eukaryota; Metazoa; Chordata; Actinopteri; Perciformes; Serranidae. Gene Ontology annotation, cellular component: endoplasmic reticulum membrane.
UCCUGCACGCUGACAGCGAUAAAGUGGAAGGGCUCCCAGAGCAGGACGGGUGUGCCUUUCAAAGACAAAAGAAAGUGAGGCAGACUCCACCACAGGACUCUAAUUGGACACAAAGAGAGAAGAAGAGGGAAACACUCUUUAAAUUCAAUAUGAAACUACAAAACGUAUCAUCAAGAGGACAAACGGAGCAGAUAAACAUGGAUCUAAAGACUGGAAACUCCUCAAAUGGCUCCACACCAGAGAUCAACUUGCAGAAGCUACACAAGAUGGCUGCAGAGGUGAUUCUGCUGGGAAAAUUCAUCCUCAGGCUGCUGAAUGCUGCUCUGGUGUUAGUUACAAACUUACUGGCCAGGAUUUUAGGAAGUGACCUGGUCAGACGACAUUUCCACCUGAUGCUGUCUGCUUUGGUUCUGUUUGGUCCUGUGCUGAGUUUCUGGGUGUCGAAGUACAGCAUCUUCGCUAACAGCAACCACUACCUGUACAGGAAGUUCCUUAGAUCCACUUGGGGUUGGACCUGUAUAUUCACAGCUUCCUUCAUCCUCCUCCUCUCCAUCUCAGCCUGUCGCUCCCUGUCUCUCCUCCUCCGCCACCUCUCUAGGAUAGGGGUCGCGGGGUUGCUCUGGUGGGGCUGUCAGCGUCUCCUGAACCUGCUGGAUGAUGCAACAGGAACCUGUUAUGAACCUAUGACCCCUCCCCAGGACAUCCAAGAUGCUGCCUCCUCGGUGCAGCCCCUGCUCCUCCUACAUGAAGACCAAACCAAGGCCUCCUGCCUCAAAGCCCACAUGGUGUGGAGGGGUUACGAAGUGUCCCAGGACGUCCUCAUCAUCUGCUUGUGUUGCCUGCUGCUUGUGGAGGAAAUGUCUGUCUUUGGUCUUUAUCUGGCUCAAACCAAGCCUCUGCAGAGGUCGCCCGGCACCCCUCUAAGGUUCAUCUUCCUCCUGUGUGUGGCUCUGCUUGCUGUUUGGAUGUUCCUGCUGCUGUGUUUGCUCGCACACUUCCCUAAGUUCCCCUCCCAGCAGUUAGGAGGAGCUCUGGGCUACCUGGGAUGGAGGGGACUUUAUCAGGGAUGGUACAGACUAAAAACAAGCUGGGGCUGUCCUGGUUUGCCCAGAGAUGGACUUUUCACCACCACAGACAUCGACAAGUAGUGUGACACCCUCAGUCGAUGAUGUUUUGGGCAUGUUCUUGUGACCCUGAAAGCUCAAGCUGAAGUUUUGGAAAGUGAAAAUGACUUCUCUUUAGGGUUGUGGAGAGAAUCUAGGUAUAGUAUAUCACCUGUAAAAACACCUGACAACACUACAUAACUCUGGCAUCAUAUGAAUAUGAAAGUUA